Molecule: messenger RNA, 646 nt
Organism: Achroia grisella
Lineage: Eukaryota; Metazoa; Arthropoda; Insecta; Lepidoptera; Pyralidae
Product: PRKR-interacting protein 1 homolog
Exons: 3
Coding region: 45-593 (182 amino acids)
Biological process (GO): negative regulation of protein kinase activity
Cellular component (GO): nucleolus
Molecular function (GO): double-stranded RNA binding; protein kinase binding; protein kinase inhibitor activity
Source: RefSeq, a predicted model, not a curated record
UGAUUUUAAAAACAAUAACAAUUAGUAAAUUAAUUUGUUUAAUUAUGAGUACUAAAGAUAAAGAAAAAAGUAAUAAUGAAGUUACAAAACCAAUAGUAAUAAAAAAUGCUACUGAUUUACAACGGCUAAAGUUGGAGAAAUUAAUGAAAAAUCCAGAUAAACCUGUACUGAUACCGGAUCCACCAAAGGCAAAAUCUUUGCCUUCAGCGCCAGAUUUCGUCCGUAAUGUUAUGGGAUCAAGUGCUGGAGCUGGCUCUGGAGAAUUUCAUGUUUAUCGACAUUUAAGAAGAAAAGAGUAUGCCAGACAAAAAUUUAUACAAGAAAAAAGUGAAAAGGAAAAACUUGAUGAAGAAUAUCAUAAUAAAAUUGAGGCAAAUAAAAAAAUUGCAGAGGAUAAAACUGCAAGGAAAAGAGCUAAAAGACUAAAGAAGAAGAAUAAAGCAAAAAUAAAAGGAAAAAUAAGUAAAUUAGACAACAAUAAACAAUCUAUGUCAUCUCAAUCAGACAGCAGUAGUGAAGAUAAUGAUGACAAAAUACAAGAAUUCAGGGAAAAAAAUAUUCACAAGACUGAAGAACAGAAAGGAAAUACAUAAAAGUAUAGCAUAAGUAAAAGAAAUUCUAAUAAAUUAUGUUACAUUUUGGAAAA